AUGAAACGCACUCGCAAUGACAAUGAUGAGGCCGAUCUCGCCGCCUUUCUCGAUAACAGUCUCGAAGAGGUAGCUGAGCAUGACGCUGACGACCCUAUUCAUGAUUGCGAAGGCGUCGAGCUUGGAUCUCUAGAGGCAAAGACGGAUGAGUACUUCGAUUUGGCAGACAAGAAGAUCCGUGUCUUUCCUUUUUCAGAGGUAAAGCCGUGCUGGUUCCGCUUGUAUACUGACACAUCCAUAAUCAAAGCAGUGCGCGUGAUUGAGGCGCGGGAGAAUGCUAUUGAAGACGCUAAAAAGUCAUCAUCUUGGCUGCAAGAUGCAGUCGGCUUGCUUGACAUGGCAUUAAUCACAGCUGGAGGACUACGCAGAGAGGAGUUCAUAUCGAGAAUAUUCCUUCAGUUGGAGAGCUAUGUUGACAAUGCAGAGCGGAAGAAGCACAAACGGUUCCGCCACGAGCCAGCUUCAGAAGUCCUGCGAAGAGCUACUUUACCUGAGCUCGUCACGUCGGUACCCAAAAUCAAGCAUUCCGUGACUGAGAUGCGCGUGCCGACCUUGGAAAUGUUCAGCAAAUGGCUUCAGACUUCACGAAAACCUGUCAAGCUGCUGAACACACUCGAUUCGUGGUCUGCCUUGACUGACUGGAAGCAGACGUCGUACUGGAUGAACCAUACACUCGGGGGGCGUCGACUGGUCCCCAUAGAAACUGGAAGGAGCUACACCGACAGCGGCUGGGGUCAGAAGAUUAUCACGUUUGGCGAUUUUCUCUACUCUUAUAUUUUCACUACACCCGAAGCCCGAACGGACACCGGCUACCUGGCUCAACACGAUCUUUUCCGCCAACUACCGUCCCUAGAAGCAGCUCUGUUGAUACCUGACUAUUGCUACAUGGAUGCGCCUAAAUCAGAGCCUGACACUCCUCUGUCCGUGUCUUCGAAGCAGUCGCUUUCAGCAAAGACGGAGGACGGCACCAGCGAGUCCGAACCUGGCGGCCAGUUGAUCAACGACGAGCAUGAAAUCCACAGAAAUAUUUGGUUUGGGCCAGCAUGGACUAUAACGCCGCUUCAUCAUGACCCCUACCACAAUAUUCUCUGCCAGGUCGUUGGUACAAAGUAUGUUCGACUCUACUCUCCUCAUGACAGCGGCAGUCUUCAGUCGAUGUCAGCCACAGAGACGGCGCCGCAUGAGGCCAUGGGUGGUUCAGGCACAACGACAAUAGAUAUGUCGAACACGUCAAAGAUCGAUGUCGCAGCCAUGGAGCUUUCACCGGACGAAGAUUGGGAUGCUGUCUACCCGGGCAUCAGCAAAGUCCCGUACUGGGAAUGCAUUCUCGAACCUGGUGAUGCCCUCUACUUGCCGGUGGGGUGGUGGCACUAUGUCCGCAGCUGCUCGGUUGGGAUCAGUGUGAGCUUCUGGUGGUGA
Cyphellophora attinorum is the source of this 1419-nucleotide messenger RNA. RefSeq names its product Lysine-specific demethylase 8. The transcript has a single exon. The coding region runs from base 1 to 1419 and encodes 472 amino acids. Gene Ontology annotation, molecular function: 2-oxoglutarate-dependent dioxygenase activity. Lineage: Eukaryota; Fungi; Ascomycota; Eurotiomycetes; Chaetothyriales; Cyphellophoraceae. The record is from RefSeq and is a predicted model, not a curated record.